Molecule: messenger RNA, 5350 nt
Organism: Pseudoliparis swirei
Lineage: Eukaryota; Metazoa; Chordata; Actinopteri; Perciformes; Liparidae
Product: nectin-2
Exons: 10
Coding region: 2079-3965 (628 amino acids)
Cellular component (GO): membrane
Source: RefSeq, a predicted model, not a curated record
AAGCGUUUGGGUAAGUGUGGGUGCACAGAAACCUCUAGGCUACAUGUCUUUACAUCCCAUAAAUGUCUUUAAUUAAGCUAAAGGUAUUAUCAGCUCCUCUGAGCACUGUUACAGAUUUUUCCAUAAUUACCAUUGGGUGAAUGGGGGCGGUGCAGAGAGAUAGUGAAAGAGAGGGAAAUGGAGAGCGAGCAGAUAUGUAUUGUGGGUGUCUAAUGACAGGGAAAGAGAGAAGAAAUGGGAGUGCAGUGAGUGGGGAGACAUGUGGAGAGAGAGAGAGAUAGGUGCUCAGACAGAAUGAGAAAACCCAGGGAGAAGAGAAGUGCGUUGCAAGGGAACAGAGACUGUGUGACUUCAAAGAAGCCUGUGGCUGCUGACACCGAGCACACUGAUCCUGUGGCCCCUCCUCUACGGGUAAAUAAUCACCAUAAGCCUUGGCUCCAUCUAAUGAAUCCACUGCCAAUGAGCUAAUAUCUGUUAACUAUUCGCUUCAUUAUCACUGCCACAGACCCCCGGAGAGCACCAGGGUGGAGGGCAGGAUGAAUAGCAGCAAGGAGUGAAGGACGAGUGGACAAAGGAAAUCGAAUGACACGGGAAGAGGGAGGGCGAGAAAGCUAGGGGGGAUGAUGAGGAGGGAGGGGAAGGUGAAUUGUAAACGAAGAGAAGGUGUAAGACGGCGAGUGGAAGAAAUAGGUGAUGCACUGUAUACGUAAAGUGGGUGGUAGCUGUAAAGGUGUGAAGGUCGAUUUGGUAUGGGUAUGAAAAAUGGAUGAGUAUGGGAUGGAAAAGGAAUGAAAUCCUCCAUUUGGUGGCGUUUUUCUAUAAAGCUCCUCAUUGUACCUUUAAUGCGUAGCCUAUAUAGGAUAUAGUGGCAGCAACAGAGGGGUGGUGCCAGCACACUUUCUCUGACUGGUGCUCAAACUUUCAGCAACAGGGCCAAAAGACGGCUGCACAAUUAAAAUAUUGCUAUUCAAAGUACCGUUGGCAUUUAAAACCAACAGCUGCUUUCUUUGCAUGGCAGACGCUUUCACCCAUUUCUGGAUUUACAGCGGGCAAGGAGAGGAAAAGAAAAUGAAGCCCCUCCUGUCAUUUUGAAGACAUACAUCCCAACUGUUAAUUUGUUUUUCUUUCCUGGCGGGGAGAACAUUGAUCAUCUUGGGGAAUACGGACGAAAAAUAAGAGGGUGACUGACAGAGGAAUCUGGAAAUGAAACGGAACAGAAGGAACCAAGCAGCACGAUUUAAACUGUGGGACUUAUGGAGAUGUAAUUACAUUGGCUGUAAAACACUUGGGUAUAGGGAUUAGACCUAAACCAGAUAAUGCCUUCGCUAUGCCAGUAUGCACCCUGCUUCAGAGGAAAAUAGGGCAAAAAUGAAUUGGAAGUUAUUCAGUUGAAGGGGAAACAAAUCUCAUCAACAAGUCUGUAAAUAGAUACACGAGAAGCUGUUUCUUCGAGAUUUGAUUUUGCUGACUGCCACUGGAUUUGUAUUUUGGCGUUUAUUAAUGAAUAUGUAUUGAUUUUGGCAUCUGUGCUGGAGUUAAUAUGAGCUCAUCUCAAUUGUAUGUGUGCAGAAACAUACAGCAGAGGGCGUAAGAAUCAUCUAUUUCCACGUAGGCCUAACUCACCACGACAUUAAAACUGCCUGACUCGGAGACACUGUGGAGUAACUUUAUGUCGAGAGACGCUCUUCUGUAGAUAAUAUUUGCAUUAAUAGCGAAUUAACUAAAUAAUGUAAUGCAUCUAUAGAGCUCUCGAUCAAGAUUACUUUGAGGCAAUAUUGAGCGCGAAUGGAGUGAUACUUUCAGAUGUUGGGCGCUUGAACAAAUUAAAAUAACAUGGCCAUCCAGGAGUAUUCCUGUAUAUAAUAAAUCACGUUGUCUUGGAUUAUGUCCUUGCAUGGCAGGAAUCAAAGCAAAAUCCGCGGCGGACUUUAGAUGUUAUCUACGUAAUCACAUUUCUUUUCAAACAGGAAAAAAGCCGUUUUUGGCCAUGUCAACAAGUUGUUCCCAGUCGCCCUCGUGCCGGCGCGGGUCCUAAUUGGUUUUCGGGCAGCAGAGGAGCGGUGACGCCUCUCAGCCUGAUGACAUCACCCAGUCGGACAGUCGCGCGCUCAGAGGCACUAGUUGUUGGGAGUCGCGGGAGCGCGGCAGCACUUCAUUACGUCCAGAGCACCAGCUGUGAGGGAAAUAUUCACCUGUGCGUUGGAAGACACACACACACGGACUCUUUCAUUUCAGCCCACUCCGUUUUAAAGGCGCAGCGAGGGGCAUUACGUGUCUCUGUCGGACUCCUGCUCUGUCCUGAAGACAAACAAGUUUUUGUUUGCCUUUUUUUCCCUCUCACAAAAACUAACCCGCAUCUGAAGGUUUCGAUUUUUUACAUUUUUUUUAACAAUUCUUCCAGAGAAACUGCGUGCCUGGUUUCAUUAAGGAGACCGCAAUCGACCAUGGCGAGACGUGACGCCCGAAAUUGGCACGACUGCUCCAAAAUGAUCGGACCGCUCUGCUUGCUGGCGUCGAUACUUCUUCAACACGGCGUGUCCAGUCAGCGGGUGAAGGUGGAGCCAGAGGUGUUGUCGUAUCCUGGCCAAACUGUCAACCUGCGCUGCGCCUUCACUGAUGCCACUGGGAUUCAGCUCACAAUGGUCACGUGGAUCUACGAGCCGAAGGACGGAGAAAGGAUCAACAUUGCUGUGUUUCACCCCAAGUUUGAGCCCAACUACCCCCUCUCGCCCGUGAAGGGCAGAGUCGGCUUCUCGCCCAGUCCGCCCAACGUGGCCAACCCCUCCAUCGAGAUCACCAAUGUUAGGAUGAACGAUGAGGGGAAGUACAUCUGCGAGUAUGCCACCUACCCCAUAGGCAACGAGCAAGGCAUCACAUACCUGGUCAUGCUGGCGAAGCCCCAGAACUCUGCGUCCAUCGUCACAGUGGAAGCAGGCAGCAAGCCGGUCGUUGUGGCGCGCUGCGAGUCCGUCGACGGCCGCCCCGCUGCCAAGAUCUCCUGGGUGACCGCAGCCAGCGGCAAUGGGACGACGGUGUCCAAGACGGGGGCCGACAACACGGAGACCAUCAGCAGCGAGUACAGCAUGAUUCCCACAGCAGCAGACAACGGAGAAGACCUCAGCUGCGUGGUGGCGCACAGGACCCAGGUCAAACCGGAGAGCUUCCCGCUGAAGCUAGCAGUUCAGUACGCCCCUCUGGUGACGAUAGUGGGUUAUGACAAUAAUUGGUAUGUGGGUCGUACAAAUGUGAUGCUCACCUGCCAGGCUACCGGAAACCCUACUCCAACGACCACCCAGUGGAAGAUGAUGUCAGGAGAGAAGCCCGACACGGUGCAGAUCACAGACAACGUGCUGAAGGUGCUGAAGGUGGACGACGCGGUCAACACCACUUUUGUCUGCGAGGUCAAGAACCGCAUCGGGAUCGGCAGGGAGAAGGUCACGGUCAUUGUUCGAGGUACCCGUCUUCCAGGGAAGGGGGCAACGACCGGCAGCAUCAUAGGAGCCAUCAUCGGAGUCGUCAUCCUCCUGGCCAUCAUUGGAACGGCCAUCGCGAUGUACCGCAAGCACAGUAACAAGAAACUCAACAGGAAUGGUCCGCCCAAGUACAAGCCGCCUCCCCCCAAGAAGACCAACAGCUCCGCUGCCAGACCGAACACAAACCAUGUCCCAGUGGCCGAGGACAGACCUCUGCAGGACCAAUACUACAAUACCCAGAGUGCCGAGCCAGUCACGGACCUGGACGCCGACCAUGACGAUGAUGCUUUUGUUGAAGAUGAGGGGGAGCAUUAUUACGCUGCUGCCCCCUCUGGCUGGGAUGACCCCGGAAACAACGAGGUCCCGCCUCCUUACAUGCGCACAGACAGCGACCCCCAGGACGGCCCCCAGGACGGCCCCCAGGACGGCCCCCAGGACGGCCACCAUGUCAGCCGCGGUGAAAGCUUUGUGUCGUCCGCCAUGUUUGUGUGAGGAAACACGGAGGGGUGUGUGUACAUAUGUGCGUGUGUGUGCGACUGGAGAUGUUUGAACUGCAUGAAUGCAAAGUGUCAGAACGUGUGAAUGGUGUGCUUGGAUAGGAAUGUUCACGUCUGUUCCAAAGACAGAGUUCAGUUUUUCCAUCUUGGUUCAGAAUAUUUAUCCGGGGUCAAGUUACCAGAAUGAUGAGAUAAUCAUCUUCACGUGUGUGUCGCUCCUUUUAAGAAUGUUACCAUUUCUAAGCCACGACCAGCGAGAGCCAGAAGACACCAGAUGUUGCUCACACAGCGAGAGAUAUCAUGAAACUGUUAGUUAAACUGCAGACGCAUCAAACACGAUGCUGUUCUAAACACCAUAUGCUGCGUAUACAUGUCACAUCAUCGUGAAUUACACUGUUGCGUUGCAAUGGCAUGAGCAUGUUUCAACACGGAAAUGACUUUCAUUAUAGAAUGUGGCGCUUUACCACUCGUGGGUACGUGCACGGCUCGUCUGUCCAGACGUACCCGCCGGCUGGUUCUGGUUCACAGACCCAGCCGGCAUGAGGCGGGUGUAAAGCACGCGCCCUGUGGAGAAGCUAUUAGCUGCAGUUAAUCGGGCAGCGCUGAGACUCACAGAUCAUGAUGAGGCUGUAAACAGCAGUCAGGGGGGUUAACUGCAGCAGAAAUACUCUGUUAAUAUUUUAUCUGAAUAGUUUUUUAAAUAUAUAUUUGCAUCUGGCCUUGGCCUUUCUUGUGAAACAUAGGUGGAAGGGAACAUUAGAUCGACUGAGGGAGCGGCCUUCUCGCUGUAACAUUUUACUGUUUUUCUUUUUUUUUAACUUGCGUCCAUCCUUCCUUAAAGCCAUAGUACACACUUCCCAGUUGCUCAAACUACGAGUAGCAACAGUACUGUAUAUUUAGGGGGUUAUCUGUUACUUGAAAACUUUUGUGCCUUUUUUUUAUUUUUCACUUUGUCCACCAGCAUGCUCAAAUGGAUUAGGGUAAAUCUGGAUUAUGUCCAUGAAAUCUGUUGCAAUUCAUCGCUCUAGUGGAGGAUUAAAUGGUUCUUUAGGGGGUUCAAACAGGGUUUGACACAGAGCCUGCUAGUAUACUGAUAUGUCUGUCCAUCAUCAGGGCCGUGGGGUUGAACUGUAAUACUUAUUGUAAAUUGCUUCUACUCCAUCAAGAAACCCAAACUAUGUGUGUGUGUGUGUGUGUGUGUGUGUGUGUGUGUUGGUGCUGUGCCAACUAGUUUAUUUCAUCAAAUAGCUUUGUAAAAAACUUGAUCUAUUUUUUUUCUUUUCCUGAUUUAUGUUGUUUUUAAUCUGUUUUGUUCCUCAUUAAUUAUGUUUGUAAAUUCAUCUUGACAGCUGUUGAUUCAAUAAACACGAUUUAAAUGUG